ACUGACAUCAUUUUUGAUUUUUUUUUCAGGCCUUAUAAAAAUUACCAGGUUCAUUGAUUUCACUUCUUGAAACCUAUUCUGUGUUAGUCUACUAAGUUACUAUGGCCACAGACAACACUCAUGACAGCAAUGAUGAGGCAGAUGCCCCUCAGCCAUCAAAGAAGGCUCAACUGGAGAAGACUGUCCCAACCAAAGAAGAAACAAAUUUGCUAAAUACUAGUCGGCGUCGUUCUACCCGGUCCGUGCAGCGGUAUGGACAUUCUGAGGAGGAGACCAGUGCCACUGCUGAAGAAGAUGCUGAUGAUUUGGAUUUGCCAACUCUCCCUGACUCUGAUGAUGACCCAGACUUUGCACCUGUUGACAAAAAGGAAAGUGCAAGUCUCUCACAGUUCUCAUUCAAGACCCGAGGAAGAGGCAAGGGAAGAGGUUCACCUGGUGGAGGCAGAGGAAAACAUUUGGAAAGUGCAAGUCUCUCACAGUUCUCAUUCAAGACCCGAGGAAGAGGCAGGGGAAGAGGAUCAUCUGGUGGAGGCAGAGGACGAGGGCCCAUCAUAUCAGGGAAGUUGCAAGGUAAUGAGAACAAAACAAGCAGCGUUGGCAGAGGAUCUGCACGCAAGUUGAACCCACCGCCAUCAUCAGCAGCUUCUCAGCCCAAAAGCAACGCAGCUAAAACCCACGACAACAACAACAAGGCUGACACGGCUGAUAGCAACAGGACGAAAGGUUUGCUCACCGGCACCUCCUUCUUGAUGUCUCCCUCCAAACUCAGCUCAGCUAUAAACUACCCGCCACUCAAGAGACAAACCCAGGCGGUGAGACUACCUGAGGGGCCGACGCUCACCCCAGAGCAGCUGAAGGAGAUCGAGGCUCAAUUUAAGAGCGGGGAUUUUGUUAUGGCCAAGAAAGACGCAGAGCUGGAAAACCCGCCGAUCUGGCGCAUCGAUGGUAAAUCCUUGUUGCAAAAAUUCCAGGCAUUUGAAAAGGACGGCAAAGUUCUCUACAGAAAUAUUUCCACUUAUUCUGGGUGGACUUCACAAGGCAAAGCUCUGUACAUGCCCGUAAAAGCAAAGUUCAUCUUCCAAUCCCGGUACGACAUCGUCGUCGAGCUCAUCGACGAGAACACCUCGGCCGUCAUCUCUCCCGACGACCCCUCACUCCCGUCUCCCCUCGCCCCUGCUAAGACUGCCUCACCCGCCGCCCGACCCAUUGUUGCUCUAGGUCUUGAGAAGCGCCCCAUUAGCAAUGCUACUCCUCAAGAAGACAUAAUUGUAAUACCGGAGGAGCUCAACCAACACUUGGCAACUUUUGAAAUUUUCCUGCAAACUUUAAUCUCGCAGGCGCUCGACAACAACUUCUUAGCUGAGAUUCAUAACGAAAAUGACGAAUAUUUUGUGGACAGCGUCAAAAUAAUGGAAGAUUUGACGGGGGAAAGAAAGCUUAAAAUGCACAACAUGAUCUCCUGGCCCGAGGCGUUUUGGGAAUCGUUGGAGCGUUGGCCUUCAGUUAACGUAAUGUCAAGCAGAGUGAAGAGCAACUGCGAGACUUGCUUUAAGAUUGCGGCGAGCAAAUUGGCGCUCUUUUAUGGGCAACCUUAUGAUGAACUCACGCUCAAGCCAAAAGAAGACCCCGAGAGAGAUGCUCCAAGCAAGAACUUCAACGUGUGCGAGCCCUGCGCCAAGCUAUGUGAAUUGUACAACACACUGUGUCAUCGCAAAUACGCAUACUAUAACGAGUGCAAGAAAACCGUCACCAACAUCAGGAUGUCUCAGCCGUCCAAAAACACCACCACCAUCCUAAGAGAGCUACUCAGCAUUGACUCCUGGAUUACUGGUCUGUUUCGUAGCAUGUGCACCACCUUCGUGCGCGUUGACCGGAUGUUCGAAGAGCAUGAGAGCCAACCCUCGCCUCCAAACACUUCAUCGUCAGUAGUCAAACCUGAGCAAUCCGCCUCCGCGCCUACGGGACAGUCGUGACCAACCUCAUCAAAAAUCAUUUCAACACAUCACAUUUAAAUAAAUAGUUUAUUCGAAACAAGUGCUCGGAAUGCAUCGAUAGAUUUUUUUGUGUAGAUCAUAAUUUUUUAUUUGUAAUUGCUGAACUUUACUUUAUCGCGGAAUGAAUGGUCUGGUGUGUGUGAAGACAUUUUCAUUUUACGCUUCAUUUACAGGAAUACUGAUUCUUUUCAGUGAUGAAUUAAUUUCUAAUUUUAAUUACUGUAAAAUUUGGAUUCAAAUUGUAAUCUUUGUGAAGAUUUUUUCUGUUCAUCUGGCCUGAACGACUAUAUAAUCCGUUGGUUGUAGUUACUCAGAAUUAUAGCAUUUGUUAGCGUCAUUACGUUAUUGGGUGCAAGUAUUAAUUGGAAAUUUAGGUAGUAAGUGAAAAUAUGGGAACCAAUUCUGCGUCACUUCCAGAGGCGUGCAAAACCAUUUGCGCUCGAUCAAAGCAGAAGUUCUAUGUGAAGCGUCUAUUUCAAGCCUUUUUUUAUACGAUCGCCUCAUCUUGAUGAGUUUAUGUUAUGUUAAAGUUCUCCUUGAUCACAUGCACGCAUCAAUUAGCUUCGUCUCAUUCAUUUCAACUGAAUUGUUGGGCACAUCUUACUUGUUAAGCCAUCGUUGCAAAUGAAAUAUUUAACUUGUGGCCGAUUAUUGACGCGAUGUCUCACGGCAAUCGACGAAUGCCACCCCAUUACCAACCACAAAGUUAUUUUAUGACGUGUUCUUGUUAUAUAAUUCUCAGGCAUUUGAUUCAGGUCAAUUUCUGUUGAGCGAAAUCAUUGUUAUUAACAAUAAUAAUUGAUUUUAAUUUAAUUCUGAAUGUUAAAAUUCUGGUUACUGUUACCGUAUACCUAAUUGUUUGAUAUUAAAUAGUCCUAAAGAUCAUUUGUUGGCGGUGUCAUUUGUUGGCAGUGUUUUUUUACUGCUUUAUCCGUGUUCGAUUUCAUCGUGACAUCUUUCCACUCCGGUCGUGAUACUUGCAGUUAUUCUAGAGCUCCGCUCGGGUCGUGAUACUUCGUGAGCAAGUUACUUUGUUCCUGCUACUAUCACGAGCAGCCAUUGCUUACGGUCUUGGUGGAUGAUAAGAAGCACCACAAUAUUAUUAUGAUUUUAUUGAUCCUUCCAUAUAUGAUUAUGAUUUUAUUGGUAAUAUUCGUUAUUAAGCUUCACUCGUAACAUUAAUUUUUAGCAAUAUUUUUUCAAGCAAUUCGCUAUUGCUUGAAAAUUGCUACAUGCUAAUGUAGAAUUAUUAAUUGGACGUGAAUACAUUUCACUCGUUCUGGAAUAUAUCAUAUUCAUUAUACGUUCGUCAUUACGGCAUUACGUGCUACUACUACAUUACUACUACUACUACUACUACUAUUUACUACUUCCAACCUUAUACUUUUUUGCUUGGGUGGUUACUGGAGAUGUGUUCUUCCAAUUAACAUUGAUCACUUGUUGAGUAUAAAUGUUGAAUUUUGUUAUCUUUAUUCGUAGUUAGGUACCCAAUACACGUUUUGCCCAGACGUACGCUUUAGGGUUAUAUUAUUGCAAGGAACAGGAAUUUAGGCAUAUUAUUAUGUGGGAUAGGACUUGUGUGCAUAUUAUCCUGCGUCUGAAGAUUUCACCAUCCUGUUUGAUGAGGCUGGACAAAGUUUUUUGGAACUUCAAUUCGUAGGUGUGGUCUAGUUUAGUUCGAAGAUGUUUUUUAGCUCAUUUUUUUAUCUAAUUUCCUCAGGGUUUGAAUGCUUGGGCCUUGGGGUGAGCAGUUAAAUUGUAAAAAAUUUUCUCUGUUAUGGCUUUAAAGUGGCUCGACUUGCUUCAUGCGUGUAGCAAGCAACGGAAAUUCUUGUGCUCCUCUUAAGGAGAGAAAAUUCUAUUAUAGAUGCUAUAUUUUACGUAGUUAAGAAUGCUUUUUUUCUCUCUAAUUUGCAUCUGAUCUUCAAGUUUGAAUAGUAUAUAAAUAUUGGUA
Messenger RNA from Hyalella azteca, 3948 nucleotides. RefSeq lists its product as uncharacterized. NCBI's taxonomy places the organism in Eukaryota, Metazoa, Arthropoda, Malacostraca, Amphipoda, Hyalellidae. The record is from RefSeq and is a predicted model, not a curated record. Bases 102 to 1973 code for a protein of 623 amino acids. Gene Ontology annotation, cellular component: nucleus. The transcript is spliced from 16 exons.